GGCAAAGCUACUGGUAGGAACCGAAUGGUGAAUGCAUCAAAGAUAAAGAAGAAAAAGAAAAAACGAGAAACAAUCAAGAGAGGAGGGGGGUCAUGGUUUCAUUGACAAUGAGGCCAUGCUGUCUGGCAGUGAAGCAUCAUCAGAUGAGGAGUGGGACAGCAACGAUGAGUGUCUGGAGGCCAGCUUUGUCAACGAUGACACUCAGAUGUCUCAAGAUCAUGUUGAUAUACAUGCUGUCUACCUGAAGUCUGUGCGAAGCCCAAUUCAACGCGACCGAUUCCGUCUACAAGCACAUCACUAUGAGAAGGAUGUUUUCUCCCAGGUCCCUGAGCAUGAAGACAAUGAGUACGAGGAAGACAGCUUCUGUGUGGGGGAUGACUUUCAGGAAUCAGAGUACAUUGAUGAGGAGGAACAUGAUUUGUUGGAUGACUUUGAAGAAUUUUCACAUUAUUCAAAAAGAAAAGGUGCAAAACAUUCGAAAUCCCAAAAAUCUAAGCAUAUUGUUGGAAGAUCCAGAAAAAGGAUACGUCAGAUAUCUGGGUCAUCCAGUGAAGAGGAAACUAGAAUAGCCACCUCUUUGCUUGAGAACACACAGGCUGACAACCAUGACUCUCACUUGCUAUGCAGUCAGAAAAAUGAACCUAUUCGAAAGAAGAUUGCAGCCAUUUUGUCCAGCAGUGAGGAGGAACUAACUCCAAAAUGUGUAUCAAAGCCAUCACAUCAUGCACCUCACACAACCAGCUUUGAGCAAUCAGAUAUGAACACUUCUUCACAACAGAAGUCUGUGGAAGUGUUGGAUGCUGACAAGAUGCGCCAGGAACGUCUUGCCAAGCAAAAACAGAAGCAAGAGGAAUUCCGUACAAGGAUGUCCAAGAAGAAUGGAGCUGCCAGCGUUAGCAGCAGUUAUAACGAUAGGCUUGAGCCCCAGACAGCAGGUGCUCCUAUCUCUGACUCAACAGUGUCAAGGAGGUCAUUAGACAGUAGUCAAACUACAGAGAAGAGGUCCAAGUUUGAAUGUGAAGACUAUGACUUUGCUUCUGACAAACUGAGUUCAGUUAUUCCAAAGCCACUGCCAACUAACUGUGGUUUAAAGGACAAGAUAGUGAUACUAGUUGAUUCAAGAGAAAUCAGUGGGGCACAGGACAUAGUGUCUAACUUGAGAUUACAGCACGGAGUGACAGUCCUAGCUCGCCAACUUGGUGCCUGUGACUACAUCAUCAGUAACAGAACAGCUGUUGAUCGCAGGCAGCUCUCAGAUUUCAGUAAUGGGGCCCAGCGUGGAAAGUUGAUAGAUCGUGUCCAGCAGAUGAGGGAGCUGUAUGACAGGUGCUGCCUCAUAGUUGAGAAGGAUAGAGUGAAGCCAGGCGAGGAGAAAUCAGCCAAGCUAAGUCACAGAACAAAGUACAAUGACUGGAUUCAAAGUGUUCUUGUUCAAACGAAUGUUCGUCUUUUCUUCACUGAAAAUCAAGGGGAGACAGCAGCUCUCAUGGCACAACUGGCUCAGUUGGAGAAAAAGAAGGAGAUGAACAUAUCAGUGCCAGUUGAUGUUGGGCAUAUUGAAGAACAGGUACUGAAGUUCUAUACCUCUAUUCCUAAAGUGAGUUAUGCUAAUGCACUGAACCUGUGCUACAACUACAGAAGCAUUUCCAACUUCUUGUCCAGCUACACUCCACAGACUGUGAGUGUUCGAGGGAGGAUGUCAGAGGUACGUGCCGCUGAAGUCUGCCGCUAUGUGGCUCAUACUUUUGAUCUGCAGAUGCUGCCAACAAACAGAUAAAACUAGGAAUCAGGUUCGUGGUACAGCGUAUACAACAGAUCCUACCACAGGAUGAUAUGGGCUGACGUUAUAGUACAACAGAUCCUACCACAGGAUGAUAUGGGCUGACGUUAUGGUACAACAGAUCCUACCACAGGAUGAUAUGGGCUGACGUUAUGGUACAACAGAUCCUACCACAGGAUGAUAUGGGCUGACAUUAUGGUACAACAGAUCCUACCACAGGAUGAUAUGGGCUGACAUUCUGUACAACAGAUCCUACCACAGGAUGAUAUGGGCUGACAUUAUGGUACAACAGAUCCUACCCAUGGAUGAUAUGGGCUGACAUUAUGGUACAACAGAUCCUACCACAGGAUGAUAUGGGCUGACAUUCUGGUACAACAGAUCCUACCACAGGAUGAUAUCGGCUGAUAUUAUGGUACAACAGAUCCUACCACAGGAUGAUAUCGGCUGAUAUUAUGGUACAACAGAUCCUACCACAGGAUGAUAUCGGCUGAUAUUAUGGUACAACAGGUCCUACCACAGGAUGAUAUGAGUAAACAGUAUGGUGUAAUAGAUGCUACCACAGCAUAAAAAGGGCUGAAGUCAGAAUUCAAUUCACUAGAUGAUAAGCAAGGAAGUUGUGGAUGUUUCUUUCUCCUGUAUAAUGCCGUACUCAAUCAUAUGUGAGGGCACCUCGUAAAAGAUCACGUCUAGGCCUGACAUUCCAUUGUUUGUUAUUGUGAGCUAAGAUGAACACUGAAAGGUACAAUAUAUAAUAAUCGAGAUGAUAAAGGACAAUAACUAUUAUUAGGUUUAUCAUACAAUUUAGACUUCCGCAUUUCAUUAGAGCAGAUUUAUCUUGCAGCAAAUAGUGAAAGACCGAGUUGGGAUCAAGCAUUUCUCUGCAGCAUACAUGGACGUCUCACAAGGACUGUCACGGUGCAAUGUCUGUGAUAACCAGGUUGAACACAUGUGAAUUCAUGUGAAUAUAGCAACUGCUAUAAAGAGGUGUUGGAAUGGAUCAUUUGUAUAUAAUUGAUCUAUGACCAAUACAUGUGCAAUAAAUAUUUGGAUAUUA
This is a messenger RNA of Haliotis rubra (blacklip abalone), 2834 nucleotides long. RefSeq names its product Fanconi anemia group M protein-like. The record is from RefSeq and is a predicted model, not a curated record. Gene Ontology annotation, molecular function: nuclease activity; 3'-5' DNA helicase activity; four-way junction DNA binding. Gene Ontology annotation, biological process: interstrand cross-link repair; double-strand break repair via synthesis-dependent strand annealing; replication fork reversal. Bases 116 to 1777 code for a protein of 553 amino acids. The transcript is spliced from 11 exons. NCBI's taxonomy places the organism in Eukaryota, Metazoa, Mollusca, Gastropoda, Lepetellida, Haliotidae.